AACCGUAAGGACUCAAACCUUAAUCCUGAACCAAACGUCUUAUUUGCCGGGAUGGUGUUUAAGAAUAGAGAAGAAUUCAAGCAGCAUAUGGCAAUGUAUGCCAUUAAGAACAAGUUUAGGUUUAGGAAUAGCCGAUCAUGUCCAGAGGGAAUGGUGCUUAGGUGUUUCAGCAGGACGUGCAACUGGCGAGUAUAUGCAGCACUUCUCAAGAACACGCAACUAUAUGAGAUACGCACAGUGGAACUCAGGCAUACCUGCUCGGUUGAUGACAGAUCCGGAUACCAGACACAAGCAACGCACACUGUUAUAGGCGGCAUAAUGAAAGCACAGUUUGCUGGACGAGGAGCAGGCCCGAGACCUAAUGAGAUCAUGCAGGCCAUGCGGGGUAACCAUGACGUCAACAUUUCCUAUUGGAAAGCUUGGAGGUCGCGUGAGUUUGCUUUGGAUUAUGCCAAAGGAACUUGUGGCGCAUCGUACAACCUCCUUCCUGGUUAUCUUGAGAAGCUGAUCCAUUCAAAUCCGGGCACAAUCACAGCAAUGCAUACAGAGUACGCUGAAGGGAUAGGCCACAAAUUCAAAUACUUGUUCCUUGCUUUGUCUGCCUGCGUAGAAGGAUACAAGUCAAUGAGGAAGGUGGUGAUUGUGGAUGGUACGCAUUUGAGAGGUAAAUAUGCCGGAUGUUUAUUGACAGCAUCAGCUCAAGAUGGUAAUUAUCAAGUGUUUCCCAUAGCGGUAGCAGUGGUGGAUGGUGAGAACGACAAAGCUUGGGAAUGGUUUUUAAAAAACCUUACACAGUUUAUUCCUAACGAGGAGGAGGUUGUCUUUGUUUCUGAUAGACAUCCUUCAAUUUACUACGCAAUUGCAAAGGUUUAUCCUCUUGGAAAGCAUUGCGCUUGUAUCCUCCACCUAAAGAGGAAUAUCCGGACACACUUCAAAGACAAGCACCUUGGAUAUCUCGUUGGGAAAGCAGCACGGGCUUACCGUCUUUCGGAGUUCUACAAGACAUUCACCGAGAUAAAAAGGGUAAAUGCAGCGUGUGCUGACUACCUAAUUGGAAUUGGGUUCGAGCACUGGGCAAGGUCGCAUUUCACAGGGGACCGCUACAACGUUAUGACAAGUAACGUUGCGGAGACGUGGAACUCAGUUCUCCGUGAAGCUAGAGAAUUUCCUAUUUUGUCGCUGGUGGAGUACAUAAGAUCAAAGCUGAUGCACUGGUUUUCAUUAAGAAGACAGAUAAAGGCAACAGGAAGCAGCAUAUUAACACCUCGGGUCGUGGAGAUAAUGACGGCUAAUUUUGAAAACAGUGGAGGGUUUAGUGUCAGCUUGGUCGAGACCGGAGAGUAUGAGGUUAAGGAAAGAGAUGGAGAUAUGUAUCAUGUCAGUCUUAACACUAAAACAUGCACAUGCUACGAGUUUCAAACGCUUAUGAUUCCAUGCACACACGCUAUCGCUGCAGCGACAAGGUACAAGGUCCCGGUAGAAACUUUGGCUUGUGAAUAUUAUAGUUUGGCUUACUACAGGGAAGCUUACUCUAUCCCCAUAAAUCCGGUUGUCGAAAUUGAGAAUGUGGAGACCCUGGCAAGCGACGCUUCAGACAACGUCGUCAAAAUCCAUCCUCCAACAACCAGAAGGCCCCCCGGACGGCCCAGAAAAAGCAGGAUACAAUCUCGUGGGGAAUAUGAGGGCGGAGGAAAGAGAAACACUAAGUGUGGUAGAUGCAAGGGCUUAGGUCACAACCGAGCUACUUGCAAAAUGCCGAUAUAACAAAGACAAGUGAUGUUUGGUGGGGAUUUGAGUACCUCGGAUGAUGAAGGUGUAUGCAUGAGGAGGUGGGUCUGUUACUGGGCAGAUUGAAUAAGAAGUUCUUAAUGUAUAAUAUUAACCAGUUAAGGGUUGAGGAGUGGGUAAGUUAAUGCCCGAGGUUGUAUAUAGAAUGAAACUAAAAUAAAAAAUCCCCAUCUUUGUUUGUAUUAAAUGUUAUAUUAUGAAGUUUGUUGCUUUAUUGGUCGUCUCUAUCCGGUUGCAAACAAUGUUGACAGUGAAAAACGAAUAUCCGGUUAUGUUGUUAUUUUUCUACCAACGAAAUUUCUAUGUUUAUAUAAGUUAUAGACUUCUAACAUAAGAAGCUUUAUAUUU
Brassica rapa (field mustard) is the source of this 2136-nucleotide messenger RNA. RefSeq lists its product as uncharacterized. The record is from RefSeq and is a predicted model, not a curated record. Lineage: Eukaryota; Viridiplantae; Streptophyta; Magnoliopsida; Brassicales; Brassicaceae. Gene Ontology annotation, molecular function: zinc ion binding.